UUGUCAUCGUGUGUUGUUUAUAGACCCCAACAACUCAGUGUACCAUAUUUUCCAAUUUUGCACAAGUUGCUUAAGUAAUAAUGAUGAUGCGCAUUAGUCAAUUGCAAUCCCAGCCCCUCUACUCUGGGAAAUAGAAGCUGAAUUCGUUGUGCCUUAUAUUGAUAUUUAACACCUUAUUUGAAAGUGUGCUCACUGCUAGUACCAAAGGAUUAAGUAAAUGUAGAUUAAUGGUGUAGGUAUUUUUGGAUGAAAUGCCCUUCAAUUUUUCUUUUUUUUUUUAAGUAACUAACAAUUAUCUUUAUUGUUAAUAUUUUUUAUCACAUUCAAAUCUUCUUGACCUUUUUUCAACAGUAAAUAUAAAUGUAGUGGUGCAAAAUAUAUUUUUUACAUCAUUAGCUGUUUGUGCAGAAAAUUUGAAAAACAACAUGAAUUUUAAAACUGAGUUGUUAGAGACUGAACUGCCAACAGGUAUGUGAAUUUGAAUGUGAAAAGAUACAACUAAAAUCAUUUGAUUGGGCCACUUUAAGAUAAAAUUGGAGAGCAGUUGAUGGAUGUUUUGAAAGAAGUCAAAUUUUAUUGCUUAAUUAUAAACUAAGUUAACUUUUGGAACAAGUCCAGCCAAGAUCAGCAAAUAAAUCUAAGCUGAAUUGUGGAGCUUUUGAUGGACCAAAUGUCUUUUUGGAGGCCUGGAAAUUUGGUACCAGGCUAUAUGAUGCAAUGUGAAAAUUUCUGGUCUGUCUGAGACUGAUGCAUGGGUCACCAUGCAGUUAAGUUUUUUAAAGUGCACAUGACUCGAAAUUUUACCCUCCUUAUUUUUUCUUACAUUCAAAAAUAUAUGUUAUGAGAAGUAUUUCAGCAAAAAAAAGUAAGUCACAACGUUUCAAGAACACAUUUUAAAAUGCGAUUAAAGUUCGCAUUUUUUCUGCAAAAUAUGGGACAAGAGCCUGGGAAGGAAUAAUAGAGCUGUCACGUCAUCGGUUGUGUUGGAGAUGUUGUUCCGAGUGAUCAAGCCGUUGUUUUGAGUUAUUCUACUUGUCGUUUACGAGCUAAAUAUGUCGGAAACCGAUCACAGCAAUCAGGAGUUGGAGCAACUUCAGAAUACCCGUUCACAUCAUUUACAUGUGUCGGAAGGCUUUGAAGAAUGAGGCAUAACACAAUAGACGCUAUUCUUAUUUAGUGACAUGUAAAUGAGUGGCCGGGUAUUCUGAAGUUUAGCCCAGGAGUUCUCUUAUACAUCAUCUGAGGAUGAUGUAGAAUCAUUCUCAAGUUCUGAAGAAGUCAGUACAGGCAUCAUGGGCGAGAUAGUCGCUUACCAAGACGAACCUUUGGUGAACUCCGAUGAGAGUGACAGCAACGGACAAGAAGAGGAAUGACAAGGAUGAAGAUGGCUUAUCUUCUGCCACUUUAUCGCGAAGAUUUGAGAAAAUGGAACCUGCUAGUACAUGGUGUUCCUUUACCCAGUGCAGCGAUGCUAUGCUGGUAUCAGCUCGCGAGUUUAGGUGCAGCAUGGAAGUGGACUGUGCACGUGGAAAACUUACAUUUGAUGGAAGUAUUGAAUGGAUAUCGUGCAUCACACAGUCUGGAGACAGGUGGCACCGUUACUUCGGGACAGAAAUGGGAAAACGUCCCGCCGCAGGAAUGGCACCUCAGAAAACGAGUGAGGACAAUUGUUUACAUAACAGCAAGAUUUACAAUUGAUUUCUUAGAGCUUCAGCCUACAGGUGGCUGGUUUGAUGGAUCUUCAGCUACUUGGGCUGGGAGAAUAGUAGGCCAUUGCCAGCAUGUGUCUACCACAAUAUCAGAUCUAGGUGUGAGUCCCACAGCACAACUGGACAUACAUCAGCAGAAGAAAGGAACUGAGAUGUAAUCAUUAUUGUCCUAUUAUUUCUAAUAGAA
This is a messenger RNA of Stylophora pistillata, 1896 nucleotides long. RefSeq lists its product as uncharacterized. Gene Ontology annotation, biological process: signal transduction; protein deubiquitination. The record is from RefSeq and is a predicted model, not a curated record. Lineage: Eukaryota; Metazoa; Cnidaria; Anthozoa; Scleractinia; Pocilloporidae. Gene Ontology annotation, molecular function: cysteine-type deubiquitinase activity; protein binding.